This is a messenger RNA of Lotus japonicus, 1980 nucleotides long. RefSeq names its product pentatricopeptide repeat-containing protein At2g17670. NCBI's taxonomy places the organism in Eukaryota, Viridiplantae, Streptophyta, Magnoliopsida, Fabales, Fabaceae. Bases 115 to 1521 code for a protein of 468 amino acids. The record is from RefSeq and is a predicted model, not a curated record. The transcript is spliced from 2 exons. Gene Ontology annotation, molecular function: protein binding.
AGAACCAAACUUGUCCUAGAAAGAAAAAACACAUUUCCUCAAAAUCAGAAUCUCCAAAACCCUAAACCCUGCAAAACCUGCAACUGCAAGAAGGAAGAAGAAGAAGAAGCAAAAAUGGGGAAAAUCCCUCCUGCAUUUCGUCCUGCACUCUCAAACCCAAACUUGAUAAACCCAUCUUCCAUGCUUCCCUCUCCUUCCAAUUCCAAUUCCAAACCCCGUGACUUUCCCAAGAAAAACGCACCACAUUUUCCCGGAAAAUCCCGAAAACCCCAACAGGAGCCUCCACAAUCCAAACCAACUCUAUUCAAAUCCCCAAGUCUCCAAGAUGCCAAAACCCUCUUCAAUUCCAUCAUCAACAACACCUCAAAUGCUGCAGACAUCAAAUUCCACAAUUCAAUCCUUCAAUCCUAUACCUCAAUCUCCACCACCAUCAACGAUUCCAUCGCUUUUUUCCGCCACAUGGUUAAGACCCACCCUUCCUUCGCCCCGGAUCGAUCCACCUACAAUAUCUUGCUCGCUCACUCCUGCAAAUCCCCAUGUUCCACACUUUCCCCAAUUCACCAAACCCUAAAUUUGAUGGUUGCCGAUGGCGUCACCCCGGAUAAAGUCACCACCGAUAUAGCCAUCCGGGCGCUCUGCUCGGCUGGCCGGAUAGACCACGCGGUGGACUUGAUCAAGGAACUGUCUCAGAAGCAUUGCACCCCUGACACUUACACUUUCAAUUUCAUUGUUAAGCACCUAUGUAAGUGCCGUGUGUUGAGCUCUGUCAAUAGUUUCAUUGAUGAAAUGCGUAAGAAUUUCGGUAUCAAGCCUGAUCUUGUUACUUAUACAAUUCUGAUUGAUAAUGUGUGUAACACUAAGAACUUGCGUGAGGCUUCGAGGCUGGUGACCGUGCUGCAUAAAGAGGGUUUUAAGCCUGAUUGCUUUCUUUACAAUACAAUCAUGAAGGGGUAUUGUAUGCUGAGUAGGGGGAGUGAGGCGAUUGAGGUUUAUAAUACAAUGAAAGAGGAAGGGGUGGAACCUGACCUUGUCACUUAUAACACUUUGAUUUUCGGGUUGUCGAAAUCUGGCCGGGUUCAGGAAGCAAAGAAGUUAUUGCGUGUUAUGGUGGAAAAGGGUUAUUCCCCUGAUGAGAUAACGUAUACUUCCCUGAUGAAUGGAAUGUGCAGGAAAGGGGAUGCCAUGGGUGCACUAGCAUUGUUGAAAGAGAUGGACGAGAAGGGCUGCAGUCCGAAUUCAUGCACAUAUAACACGCUGCUACACGGGUUGUGUAAGGCUAGGUUGUUGGAGAAGGCCAUGAAAUUAUAUACAGGGAUGAAAUCAGAUGGUCUGAAGCUUGAAACAGCAUCUUAUGCUACACUUGUCAGGGCACUGUGUAGAGAGAGCAGAAUCGCGGAUGCUUAUGAAGUGUUUGAUUAUGCAGUUGAGACCAAGAGCUUGACAGAUGUGUCUGCUUACACAACAUUGGAGAGCACACUUAAAUGGGUCAACAAAGCAAAAGAACAAGGCCUUGCAAUUUAAUUGCUUGUUGGACACCCUUGUAGUUUCUUUGUUAAGGAGGAGUCAGGGAUAUCAGAUACCUCUUUUCCCUUAACAUAUUUUCUUCCUUUCUGUAAAAGAAUGGCAGUGAGCUGCUGGUAACGCUGUUGGAGUACCUUGCUACAACUUUAAGAUUGCUGGAUAAGUUGGCUGUAGCAGUUUGCCUAAUUUUUGUUGAUCAUUCCAGAGUUUUAGUACAAGCUACGAUGAUCAAACCUGUUGACUUAGGUCUUUAUUAGCUGCUCAAGCUUUUUAGGUGAGAUGUUUGUGACAUUGUGUUUUAGAGCUUAGUUGACCAAGUUGCAGUUGUUUUUUGUGGGAUGUCCUUAAGAAGCUGCUAUGGGAUAAGUUUAUUACUGCCGCAAGUCUAAGUGAAAUUUUUGAUGUAAAGUUUUCCUUUAGGUUAAAGGAACCCAUUCUCAAUGAAGUGAUUUUUUGACA